AUGGUAGAAAUAUAAAAAAUUGAUUAUAAAGAAAUAUUCUCUAAGUCAGUAGAAAAUUAUAAGGUAUGUUUUAAAAUGUUGGAUGAUUUUAAAGAAGAACCAUUAGUAGCUCCUAUAUAUAAAGAUUCAAUAGGAAAAAUUGAAGAAAUAAGAACUAUAUUAUGGAAUUUAUAAAAUUUAUACAAGCCUUAAAGCUUUUUAUUAGGUCUUAUUAAACAAAAAAGUGGACAAGUGGAUUAAUUAAAUACCCAAGAAUUAAAAUUUAUAACUAAUAAAUUAGUAGCUUUUAUGUAGGAUUAAGAGUCUGUUUUAAGAAAUUAUUUGAAAAUUGCAAAGGAUAGAUUUUAAUAAAUGGCUUCUGAUAUUAUAGAAAAUUAAGUUUCAUUAUAAGUUUUAGGAUUAAAAUAAAAUAAUAAUGAAGAUUAAUAAUAAUAAUAUGAAUUAAAAAAUUUCUAUGAAAAUCUAGAAUAUCAAACAGUAAAAAUUUAAACUGACUAAGAAGGAACAAUAAUAUGGCUAAUGAAUUAACUAAAAGUAAAUUUAUUCGAAGAACUUAAAAAUGAAAUAUAAUUUUUAUUGAAAGAAAUAAGUUAAAUAUUAAACCCUAAAUUUUAAAAAGGAGAUGUUAUUUCAUAAACAAUAAAAGAAAUUUUUAUGAAUUUAUUACAAAAAACAAGCGAAAAAAUAUCAUCUAAAAAAAUAACAAAUUUAGAAGUAAAUUAAUGCUUUAAAGUAUUAAAUGAAUUUUUAAAUGAAUAAAUUUUCUAAAAUUAGUUUAUUGAUAGAAAUUUAAAGACUGAACUAGCCGAUAAAUUUUUCGAAUAAGUCGAGAAUGUAUGUAGAAGUUAAGUAAUGAAUUGUUUUUCUAAUUUAAGAUAUGACUACAUGUAAUUAAUAAUUGAGACUAAAUAUUAAUGUAAAUAAAUUUAAGAUGAAUACAUAAACGAUAAAUCAGAUCAUGAUUUACAAGAAGCCGAAUCGAAUUUAAAAAGGGAAAUUUUUUAAUUGACAACAAUUUUAAAAAAUAAACUAGAUUCACUUAUUUAAUGUGUAUCUUUAGAACUUAAAUCUUUUGUAUUUUCAGAAGAUUAAUAUCUAAAAAAUCACGAUAUGUUUAUAGGUCUUAUGCAUGGUUAAAUGGUUGAUUUUUGUAAAAUUAUACACAAAACACUAGGAAUGAGAUAAAAUUAAGUUUCUAUUGAUAAUGUUAAUUUAUAUAAUAGUGUACCAGCUAAUAGGACUUAAAUGAAUAAACUUAAUAAUUAAUUUAUUGCACUUUUUUAGAGAUUUUAAUAAAGUCCGGAAAAUAAUGUUUAUUUUUUAUUAGUUAAUUAAUUCUUAUAAAUUUAUGAAAAAAAAAUUAUUUCGCAAAUUUUUGAUACAUUAAAUACAAUUAUUGAUUUUUAUUAAAAUCUUAAAAGCACUACUUUAAAUUAAGAUAUAUAAAAAAUACAAAACGGUGCUAAAUAUGAUUUUAGUAUAAACUACGUAAACUAUUGUUAAAGUUCUUCUGAAGAAAUUCUCGGAAGCCUUGACUCUUAUUUCGAAGACAAUAAAUUCAUUUAAAACACAUAACCUCCAUCAGAUAUAUCACCUGAAAUAAAUAAUAUUGUAAACUAUAUUCGUACUAUAAUAUUAGAAUUGAACAUAUUUUUCCCCGACAUGAAACGUAGUUUAGUAAAGAAAACCUCAUUUGUUAAACUUGACGGUACUUUUAAUAUUGAAAUGGAACGUAUGCUGGUAAAAAAAAGCCACUAAUUCGAUACUAAUAGGUUAGAAUUUAAUCGAAAUUUACUUCUAAUGAGUCUUUUGAAAGGUAUUUUUAAAGGAAUAAUUGAAAGAGUUAGAUAAGUGAAGAUUUUUGAUAAUUUUUCCUUUUAAUAAUUAUAAAUUGACUUAUGUUUUAUUAUGUAACUUUUCUUUGAAAUGGUCGCUGUAGAUGAUGAGAGUUUCAUAACAGCUCUUUAUUUUGAAAUUAUAGAGAGCGCAAGUGAUAAUUAUUUAGAUAAUAAAAAAUUAGAUUAAUAAAUAAUAGAUAACAUUGUAUAAUAAAAAAGAUAAAAACUAAAAAUAUGA
Messenger RNA from Ichthyophthirius multifiliis, 2076 nucleotides. RefSeq names its product phospholipid-translocating p-type flippase family protein, putative. Gene Ontology annotation, cellular component: GARP complex; EARP complex; membrane. The record is from RefSeq and is a predicted model, not a curated record. Gene Ontology annotation, biological process: lysosomal transport; endocytic recycling; retrograde transport, endosome to Golgi. The transcript is spliced from 5 exons. NCBI's taxonomy places the organism in Eukaryota, Ciliophora, Oligohymenophorea, Hymenostomatida.